Molecule: messenger RNA, 2286 nt
Organism: Beauveria bassiana ARSEF 2860
Lineage: Eukaryota; Fungi; Ascomycota; Sordariomycetes; Hypocreales; Cordycipitaceae
Product: neutral/alkaline non-lysosomal ceramidase
Exons: 3
Coding region: 1-2286 (761 amino acids)
Biological process (GO): ceramide catabolic process; sphingosine biosynthetic process; long-chain fatty acid biosynthetic process
Cellular component (GO): extracellular region
Molecular function (GO): N-acylsphingosine amidohydrolase activity
Source: RefSeq, a predicted model, not a curated record
AUGGGUGCGCCGGAAGCUCAGCGCAAGGCUCCGGCCUCUGCAUUCAAGACUCUCCUCACCGUCUUCUCCCUCGUCGCCCUCUUCAUCUUUGGCGCCUUCACGCUGGGGACGCCCUCUGAUAGCCACGACCGACGCGCGUACAAGUUUGCCCACGCGUACUUUGGCCACCGCGCAAGUCCUUACUCCUCGUCCUCGUCAUCGGCGACCCGCGCCGGCGACAAGUACUUGAUUGGCGUUGGCAAGGCCGACAUCACCGGACCCGUCGUCGAGAUUGGUUUUGCCGGCUACGCCAACCUCGAACAAAAGGGCACGGGGCUGCGCCAACGUCUCUUUAGCCGCGCCUUCAUUGUCGGCGACAGAAGUAAUCCCAACGAUCGCUUCGUCUACAUUGUCAUCGACGCCCAGUCGGGCGACACGGCCGUGCGCUACGGCGUCCUCGAUGGCGUCAAGGCGCUCGGCGGCGAGUACGCCGUGUAUGGGCAGCAGAAUAUUGCGCUGACGGGCACGCACAGCCAUUCCGGGCCCGGCGCCUGGUUCAACUAUCUGCUGCCCCAAAUCACGUCGUUUGGCUUCGACAAACAGAGCUACCAGGCUAUUGUCGAUGGCGUUGUUCUUUCUAUCAAGCGUGCCCACGACAGCUUGCAAGAGGGCUACAUUGACGUGGGAACAAGCAAGGUCUCAGACGGCGCCAUCAACCGCUCUCGCUGGGCUUACCUGCACAACCCUGAAGAGGAGCGUGCUAAAUAUGACGCCGAUACCGACACCACUCUUACUCUCAUCCGCUUCCAGAGAGCCUCCGACAACAAGAACAUUGGUAGUCUCUCAUGGUAUCCCGUUCAUGGCACCUCGAUGCUCGGCAACAACACCCAUGCUUCGGGUGACAACAAGGGCGUCGCUGCUUGGUUGCUCGAGGAGGACAUGAAGAACGACAAGAACGCAGCUGAUGGCUUCGUUGCCGGCUUCAGUCAAGCCAACGUUGGAGACACGAGCCCGAAUGUCGGCGGCGCAUGGUGCGAUGAUGGCUCGGGCCAGCAGUGCAGCCUGGAGAACAGCACCUGCGCCGACGGCAAGUCGCAGUCGUGCCACGGCCGCGGUCCCUUUUUCGAAGCGCUCGAUCUCGGCGUCAAGAGCUGUUUCGAGAUCGGUCGCCGUCAGUACACCGGCGCCAAGUCGGUUCUUGACUCUCUCGAUUCUUCUGGCACUGCCAUUUCGGGAUCGACAGUCAAGGCCUUUCACUUUUACAACGACAUGCGCUACUUUAACUUUACCCUCUCCAACGGCCAGCAGGCGCAGACGUGCCCCGCGGCGCUCGGCUACUCGUUUGCGGCUGGCACCUCGGACUGGCCCGGCGCGUUUGACUUCACCCAGGGCGAUUCUGGCAAGCCCAGCGCCAGUCCCGUCUGGCGGGUCGUCUCAGGGCUGAUCAAGGCACCGAGCGCAAAGCAGAAAAAGUGCCAGGCGCCCAAGCCCGUGCUGCUCGACGUUGGCGAGCUCGAGACGCCGUACCCAUGGACGCCCAACCUGAUUGACGUGCAGAUGCUGCGCGUCGGGCAACUUGUCAUAAUCAUCAGCCCGAGCGAGGCGACAACCAUGAGCGGCCGCCGCUGGCGCGAUGCCGUCGCCAAAGAGGCUACCGCUUUCGUCGAGGACCCCGUCGUCGUCCUCGGCGGACCGGCCAACAGCUACGCACACUACCUCGCCACGCCCGAAGAGUACGACGUGCAGCGAUACGAGGGCGCCUCGACGCUCUACGGCCGCCACUCCCUUGACGCCUACAUCAAUCUUACCGUCAGCAACAUGGGCUAUCUGCGACCCGACGCCACCGACCAACCCUCCCAGGGCGUCCUUGCCCCCGACAACCGCGGCAAGAUGCUCUCCUUCAUCACCGGCGUCGUCGUCGACGGCAAGCCCCCGAGUAAAUCGUUUGGCGCCGUGCUGCACCAGCCCCCCGCGUCUGCCGCCGUCGGCGCCGUCGUCAACGCCACAUUUCAGGGCGCCAACCCGCGCAACAACCUCCGCCAAGAGGAUACAUUUGCCGCCGUUGAGCGGCGCGGCGCCGACGGAAAGUGGUCCCGCUACAAGGACGACAAUGACUGGUUUGUCGUGUACUCGUGGAGCCGCACAAACUUUGUCCUCGGCUACAGCGAGGUGGUUGUCUCGUGGGAGACGCAGCAGGGGCAUGCCGAGCCGGGCACCUACCGCUUCAAGUACUACGGCGACGCCAAGCCCCUCGUGGGCAGCGUCAAACAGUUUGAGGGUACGAGCGACUCUUUUACCCUGUCUUGA